Messenger RNA from Candidula unifasciata, 2763 nucleotides. The record is from the annotation of a GenBank genome assembly. NCBI's taxonomy places the organism in Eukaryota, Metazoa, Mollusca, Gastropoda, Stylommatophora, Geomitridae.
AGAGCUUACACAUUCCCACCUUUUCACCUACUUACUGAAGCUAGCCAGGCUGCAGUUGUGUCUCUUGAUAAUGCAUGGAAAGUGAACUCUCUGAUGUCAGUGGCCCAGUGCAAGACAUUACCAACAAGACUGACAGUGCAAGAACUACAGAUCAGCCAGUUAGUUGGUACUAAUGUAGACUGGUUAGUUGGAGCUACCCAGUCCCGUAAGUUUGAUUUGGCCUUUGCAUUCUUGCCAAUAAAACUGGGAUACAAGGAACUCUGCUAUCCCAUGGUGCCUAGCAUGUUCACAAAGAUUGCUGUUCACAGGCUGUGCUUUUUGGUUGAUCAGAUGUACUUCAACAUUCGUCUGUCCAAAAAGUGCAAGCUGACCCUUGAUGCACCUCUUCACUUUGUCAAUGUGGCUCCCAUUCCACCAUCAACUCCUCUCAGCCUUGAUGUCACAUUUGCAUCAGCUUUCACUGGAUGGACUUACUCAACACUUUACUCUAAUAGACUCCAUUUGCCACUGUGUGAUAAUAUGUUUCCAGAGGGUAAACCAGACUUCUGUAGAAAUGAGGCAAGUUCUUUGCAGAGUCUGGAGCAGCUGAUGAAAUCUCUUGUACACACAUAUGCUGCACAAUGUCACCUUUUUGCUGAGCAGCAUGGAGGCAUCAUGUAUACAGCCACUCCAGAGAAUGGCUCACAGAUUAUCAGCUCAUGUGUAGAACAUAUGGAUGACAACAUAGUGAAAAAGACAGACAAGGUAACAGAGUUCUUGUACUUUAGUUCAGAUGAGAGUGAACUGUUUACACCAUAUGAGGAGACAAUCAAUCUCAUUGUUUGUGAGGUGCCAAGAGUGACUACUUUGAGAACAGAUUUCUACUCAUUCUUCCCAAAUCUCCAAUACCUGGAGCUGCAGAGCUGUGAGCAGCUGAAACAACUACCAGAUGGCAUUUCUAAAUGUCUGAGACUUGAGAUGCUAUCUUUAAAAAACAGUGCUGUUGAAGCACUACCAGCAGAUUUGUUCCAGAGUCCCUCUUUGCUGAGGCUGCAUUGUGUUGAUUUAAAGGUACAGAUUCUGCCGACCACUGUCAUAGACCCUAGCCCAAUCACAGAGCUUAUUUUAGCCAACCUCCUGCUAACAUCAGUCCCAAAGGAAGUGGGCAACCUCUCAAAUUUGGAAUAUCUCAACCUCAACAGCAACCCUCUGGAGAUGUUGCCAAUGGAGCUAAAAUUGCUGACCAAACUGAAAACACUGUUGUUGUGUGGUAUUCCUUGGAUCGUCACAGCAGAUUCGAAGGUAGAAAUGCCACUAAAUCAGUUUGAAGACUUCCUCAAGACAAACUCAUCUCUCAGACAUUACUUAGGAAAAGAGAAACUGAUAGCCUUAUUUCAUGAAUUUGAUCACAACAAAAACUCUCAGCUUGAUGGCAAUGAAUUGGCACAUCUCAAUGCCUCUUUAUUUUGGAAAGUUCCUCGUCUUGGAGCAGCAUGCAUAAGUUGCACAGAGUAUGGUGGUAUACCUCCAGUUAUUUUCCUCCUGAAUGGCCUGGAAACUCUGCACUUAGACUUUCAAGCCAUCACUUCAGUCCCUGUUCACAUUUGCCGUUUACAGAACCUGAAGGUGUUAAGCAUCUCAAAUAAUCCAUUGUUGGAAAGCUUGCCAGGAACUUUGGGCCACUUGCCAAAUCUCAAAUCUGUGAGACUAUUCAGCAACCCAUCCCUUCGCACACCGCCACAUGAAGUGGUCAGCAGAGGUUUUGCUGCAGUCAAGGCCUACCUAAAGAAGCUGGCUGGAGGAUUCACAGAGUGCAGGCGCACUAAGCUCAUGUUGGUUGGGCUGGGUGGAGCUGGAAAAACUAGUUUACUUCGUGCUCUGAUGAGCUCCAAUAAGAAGACUGCUGGAACAAAAGGGGAAGAUAUAACCAAUGGAAUAGACAUUCUCCCAUGGACAGUGCGAACUAGUGACAAUUUAGAGGUCACAUACAACACUUGGGACUUCGCUGGCCAAACUUUAUAUUACAACACACACCAGUUUUUCCUGUCAAAGAGAGCAGUCUACCUCCUGCUGUGGUCAACACGUCAGGGCUUUGAGCAUGCUGGUUUGGAAUUCUGGCUAAGCUCCAUAGCAAGUCAUGCACCAAAGACACCCAUUUUGAUAGUUGGCACUCACUGUGAUCAGGUUCCUAAAGCGGACAUUCCCAUGUCUGACUUAAAAGAGCGGUACCCACAGAUUGCUGGAUUUCACUUUGUCAGCUCAGUUGAAGGAACAGGAAUUGCCGAGCUAGAGAAAGAACUUUUGCAAGUGACUGUAGAGUUAAAAAAUAUGGGAGAAAAAGUUCCCAAAGUGUGGCUCAAUAUGGAGAAAAAGAUUCUCACAGCAAGAAACAGUACCAGUGUAUUGCCUUGGAAAGUUAUAAAAGAAUUUGGUACUGAAGUUGGUAUUUACGAUGAAAAAGAUGUGAGAGAGGCUAUCCAGUUCCUUCAUGAGCUUGGGACAGUGCAGUACUUUGAGAAUGAAUUUCUUCGAGACCAAGUUGUGAUCAACCCACAGUGGAUUGUCAAUGUAAUGUCCUGUGUGGUGUCUGUGAAAAACUCACCAAUUCAGGAAAACCAUGGAAAAUUCCUCCACAAGGACAUGCCUGUCAUCUGGGAGUCCUACCCUCCAGAGCUUCACCGGUGGUUGCUGCUGCUGACAGAAGAGUUUGAUCUAACAUUCCCUCUUCCUGAUGAAGAUAUUAACAUUGUCCCCUGUCUCCUGCCUCAUGAAGUACCUCAAGAG